This is a messenger RNA of Amoebophrya sp. A25, 427 nucleotides long. Lineage: Eukaryota; Dinophyceae; Syndiniales; Amoebophryaceae. The record is from the annotation of a GenBank genome assembly.
GUGGAAGCAGUCCAUCGAACGAUAAUGCAGCGCAGCUGGCAGUGGAAGCGGGUGCCAUGUCUUCGGCAGUGCGAAACGCGCAGUAUAGGAGACACUAUCUGAGCCCGUUCAAUGAUACCGGUGAUGGAGAUUACCUGUGCAAAAACUUUUCUCCGGAUGAGGCUGCAGCGUCAACUCAGGGUGCCCUCGUGCCUACCGGUGUCGCGCCGGGCAGCCCAUCCGGUGCGGGUGGAUCGAAAGGACGUGGUAACGACGGCACCUCUGGUGCGAUGGUCGAAGUCGGACGCUCAUUCAUCUGCGGGAGGUCAGGGUAUGUCUACGUCACACCGCGCAAACCGCUUCGGGAGGAUACGAAAUUCUCACUCGGAACUUUUGCACAAGUUGUUUCCACUGCGUUUUUUGUAGAUCGCCUACUCGCCUCCGCACC